AUGUGGAUGUUUACUUUGCUGGCGCUGUCGCGUUUCGUCGUGGCCGGUCCAGACAACAGUUCACAAGCCGAAAAUUAUGCGGGGCCAACGUAUGUCAUCUAUAACAAGCUAUAUGGUGCUCUCGACAAAACUAUCAGCAAAGAGUGGGCUUUUGGCAAGGAGACGGUUACGAUGAACACGUGCCUGGCAGAGCCGACCAAGCUGAAAAACUGGGAGCCAGCGCGUACCGAAGAUUGGAUGUAUUUCAUUACCUCAUACAGGAACAAUACACCAACGAGCACAGCGACCAACCUGCCGUAUCCAUUGCCGACCGCUUUGAACGCACCAGUGACGACGUACGAAUCGACGUCCACGCACGUCACUGUAGCAGGAUGCCUCAGAUGCCAGAACACCAAGCCACCGCCUGCGGCUACGCCAAACGUUCAGAGCUUUUCGGAGCAGGGACACAACGCUGCGCCUGAGCCUACACAGGAUGUUAAUCAGCAUGGACAAACGAAGCCAAACACACCUCAGCAGGGUGACGGACAGGGCGGACCAAACGCUGGUGAUGGAAAUUCGAACGGGGGCAAUGCAAAUGGCGGCAAUUCAAAUGGCGGCAACUCGAACGGGGGCAAUUCAAACGGCGGCAACUCGAAUGAUGGUAGUUCGAAUGGUAACAAUUCAAACGAUCAGCGUCCGCCCGGUAACCCAGUUGUUAUCGGUGGUAGCACCUUCACAGUCAGGCCAGGACAGUCCACCCCAGCCCCUGACAGGCCAGGUAAUCAGAAUCAGCCGCCACCUGUAGUCGUCAUCGGAUCGCAGACACUUACCCAGGGGCAAUCGACAAUUAUCAACGGCGUCCCUGUCGUCGUGCCAUCCGACGCUGGUGGCUCGCAAGUAGUAAUUGGCGGCACAUCAUAUCCCGUCAACAAUGGCCCAACAGCUGCCCCCGUCCUGACCGUCGGACAGAGCACAGUGACCGCCAACCCCGAAGGUCAAUUCAUCGUAGGCUCGGAAACACUCAAACCUGGCGGCCCAGCCCUCACCAUCGACGGCAGCACAGUGAGUCUAGGACCCGGCGGCGGCAUCGCCAUCAUCAACGGCGCAACACAAACUCUCGCAAAUGCGCCCGUUAUCACAUCUCCACCCGCCAUCACUGUCGAUGGACGCAUCAUCCCCGCGACAGUAGUAGGAGGGACGACGCAACUUGUCAUCGCCGGCCAGACCCUUGUCCCCGGCGGUCCUGCAAUCACCGUGGACGGCACAACAUACAGCCUCCCAAGCGGCACCCAACUCCUUGCCAACGGCAUCCCACUGACGGGUCAAACCAUCGGCUCCACAUCCGUCCUUGACGGCACAACAGCAUACAUCCUCGGCCCCUCCGCAACCCUCACGCCCGGCGCCGCCCUCACGCUCUCAGGCACAACAUACUCCAUGCCCCCCGGCGCUCCGUCCGUUAUCAUCAUCAACGGCAUGACGUCCACCCUCGCGCGCACCACCCCCGCGCCCGCACUUACCAUCGCAGGCAAAACAUACACCCCCGCGACCCGCGCUGGCACGCUCGAGUACGUCCUAGCCCAGGGCACCACGCUGCGACCCGGACAGGCCGUCACCCUCGGUGGCACGACCUAUAGUCUCGACCCGGCGGACGAGCAGUGUUGCGAGGGGCCCGGCGAGUACGAGCGCGAGCACGACGGGGAGCAGGAAUGUAGGGGAUUUUAUUUGGAGUGGGAUUGGAGGGGGUGCUGGGGGGAGUACGAGUCGAGCGGGUGCGGAGGGGAGGACGAGGGGAGUAGACAUGUGGGUUGA
Parastagonospora nodorum SN15 is the source of this 1788-nucleotide messenger RNA. RefSeq lists its product as hypothetical. The transcript is spliced from 5 exons. The record is from RefSeq and is a predicted model, not a curated record. NCBI's taxonomy places the organism in Eukaryota, Fungi, Ascomycota, Dothideomycetes, Pleosporales, Phaeosphaeriaceae. The coding region runs from base 1 to 1788 and encodes 595 amino acids.